CGCAGGCUUUGUUAGUUAACUGAGAAAAUUGUAGGCUUAAGUGAGCGUAUGUGAUUAUUUCUUCUAUGUCUGUUUUAUGCUUGUGAAUCUAAAUUGAUCUUAUGUGAAUUAUUUUGUAAAUACCCCUAUUUUGUAUAUAGUACUGUACAUGAUGAGUUCCGCCACAGCACAACGAGCAGGUAGAGCACCGAAAGAUAAAAACAAAACGCAGCCAUCCCACUCAACUACAAAAACUCCCUCUGAAACAUCAAAAGCAACUGAUGGAAUAGUUUCAAAAAUACAGCCAACGGCUGAACAGUUGAGAAUAGCACAGAUCAUCAAUGAUGCCAACAAAGGGGAUUACCCAGAUCUUAAAGAUAAAGUUGAAAGGAUAAUUGAAAUUACUGGAAAGACCUCUGAUGCAGCUCUUGUAGCACUUCAUGAUUGUGACAAUGAUUCAAACAGAGCAGCCAUAAUGCUUUUGGAGGGAAAUCAAGAUGAGGGAAAGUGGGAGACUUCAGGUAAAAAGAAGAAGAACCGUCAAGCACAACAGAAGGCACCUGAAGUUAAUGGUCAUGAACCUGCUCCAGUUGAGAAAGAAGAAAAAGAGCCAGUUGAAAAUACCAAUAAAAAACGAGAACCUAAACAGAGAGAAGGAGGAUAUCGAUAUCGUGGUCCACCUCGUAUGAACAGAGGAAACCAAGGAGGGCGAAAUUGGCGGAAUAAAGAAAACGAGAAAAAUGAGAGAAACAUGCAAGAUGGUCAGGGUCGUAGAGAGCGAAAUACUGAAGGACGAUCUCGGGGGCCAAGGAAGAACUUUUCUUCUGGUAGGGGAAGAGGUAGAGGAGGCCGAAGUAGAACGUUCCAGAAUCGGGGUCUUCAGAACAAUGAUGGAUUCCCAGAAUCCAUUGAUACGUGGCAAAACAGCACUGCUGAGAAAGUAAAUAUGUCAAAUACAGCAGAUGCUACCAUGACUGUUGGUAAUUGGUCAGAUGUUGCUGUUACUGAGGAAUGGAGUGAAGAAGACUGGACUGAAAAUUUGACAGAAACCAAAGUUUUCACACCUAGUGCUGGAACACAACAGUCGGCUGUUGCUGGUCUUGACAUGCCUGCAGCUUCUGCACUUGGGCAGAACAUUGAUUUGACCAGCUUUUUACAAAAGUCAUCAGCUAAUUCUGAGAAUACAUCCAACUCUCUGUCCGGGAAUAGUGUGACACAACCUGGACAGUCUUCUCUGAUGUCUCAGCAGAUACCUCAGAUGCAACAAAAUGUAGCUCCUCAGUCACAGUCCAACUUUGACUUCACACAGUUUGCUAAACAAGCAGCAGAUCAAAUUAAAGCGGCAGUUGGUGUUGUUACUCAGCCCACACCUUCAGCGCCCUCAGUGAAUGCAAAUUCUUUUCAGUCAAACAAUGCAUCCUACCAGUCUAGCUACAACAUGAAUAGUAACAGUAGCAAUCAACACCAUGUCCAAAUUCCCCAUGAGUUACAGCAAGUUAUUGUAUCCCAGUCCAGCUAUACAUCAGGAUCACAAUCUUCUGUACAUAUGUCAAGAGAAUUGCAUUCUCCUGUGGUAUCCCAGCAGUCUUCGAAUGCCACUACAGUUAAAACUACUACUACAUCUCAACAGCAUCAAGCUCCACUGCCACAAAGGGUGAAGCAGCCUCCUAAAGCAAGGCUGCCACCCCCAUCAAAGAUUCCUGAAUCAGCUGUUGUGAUGCCAGAUGAUGCUGUAACUUCACUGGAUGUGCAAUUUGGAGCUUUGCAGUUUGGAACUGAUUCUUCACCUUUUGACUUCACAGCUGGUGGAGAAAACAAUAACAGUUACCAAGAUAUUGGUCAAAAUUCAAAUGGCACCAGUCAUGUAAACAGUCAACCUUUACCUUCAAACAUUACCUCGCAAUCCUAUUCUAAUCCUUUGCCAUCUCCUGUGACUAUGAAUAAAGAUUCUACUUACAACAUUGGUUCCCACAAUACUCCAAGUCAAAAUUCUAUCUCGAAUGAUCUUAAUCAGUCACAGAAGGUUGCAAAUCAAGAUAGUAUGCUUUUGUCCCAGAGUGAGCACAAAAAUGUAGAAAAUGUUUCAUCAUAUAUAAAUCAUCGAACAAAUCAAUCAAGCAACCUUGAUGGGGCCAUGAUGAGUAGCAAAGCAGAUCAGAGUGCAUUGAACUCUUUUAGUACUUCCUCGCACGAUUCUGCUUCAGCUUAUUCAUAUGGUAAUCAGAAGUCCGUUCUGAACUCGUCCAAUCUUGUGCCAUCUAGUGUCAGCUACACCCAUACAUCGGCAUCCCUUAACAGUGGAUCCAGUGAUUUGUCUAAUAGUCAGACAUCUCAACCAAAGUAUCAAGCUCAAGUUGCAAAUCAAAGCCAGAACACUUCUUCAUAUGUUUCUUCUGCACCAUCAUAUGGUCUGCAGUCCUCUGCAUAUUCUGGCUCUGUUACUACAAGUGGAAGCACAUAUCCAUCUCAGACUGGUUACAGUUCACAUGCUUCUGCUUCAUAUGGAUCGAGUAAUACUGGGUAUAAUAAUCAACAAGGUGUUUACAGUGGCUCUGUCACAACCACUGCACAAUCGGGAUCAAUGAUUUCUACAACAGUGUCUAACUCCAAGUUGACCAAUUCUCUUAGUCAUGGUGUAAAAGAGUCAUCACUUUUAGAAUCCCAACACAGUUCAUCUCAGCAUACAUAUGAAGUAACAAGCACUACUAGUAGUUCAAGCGUCUUAUCUGCUAGCAGUCUGGCACCUACAUCUUCUGUUAAUCAUUCAGUACAAAAUUCUUCUAACAUGAACUCUGUAUUAGGCCUGGUUUCUACUUCAUCUUCAACAACUACAACCUCAGUGCUCAAAAAUUCUCUAUCAGCGACAGGUAAAGCUGUACCAAAUAUUCCACAGAAUAUACCUGCAAUGUUAGGUCAUCAGUACAUAAUGGGCCAAGCCAGUUUACCAUUUUAUGGACUUCAGCAGCCAGUAUACAGCUAUGAAGAUAUGCAAAUGCUUCAGUCUAAGAUGUCUACUUUGGGAUUACAGUCACCUGUAUAUAGUUACGAAGACAUGCAGAUGUUACAGUCGAAGUUGUCUACUUUGGGUUAUUAUGACAUGCAAUUCCAAGCUCCUACUAGUAUGACAGGCCGUGAUCCUGGAAUGGGUAGUGUGGCAUACACAACGGAUGGAAAAUACAGUAGAGCUGAAACUGAUGCUUCGACAGUAGCCACAACUCUGUCCCAAGGUCAGGCAAAUACUCAAGCCCACGGUCAAGCAUUUUUAAAUCCUGCCCUUCCUCCUGGUUAUGGUUAUUAUUUUGCUGGAGGCAUGAUGACUGGUGGAAUUCAUCAUUAUGCCCCUCCCAUUUUCCCUGUUCCUCCUGCAACAAAUACACAUGGAGCGACUACAAACACUCAAUUUCAAAAAGCCAAUGCCUAUGGUUCCCAUUCAUAUAAUUCAGGAUAUGAAAGUCUAACUCAGGCCCAAGACUACACAAAAGGUACUUACGGUGCUGCAUCCCAAAAUCAAGUUAAGGGUGUAUCAGGCUCAGGGGCUGUUCCUGAUCUAUCCGGCUCAGUAUACAGCAAGACACAUGCUCAGCUGGCAAAAUACAAUGACAAGCCAGGAUUCCACACCGGAACCCCUCCCCCUUUUAAUUUAGCUGGCAGCCAGGCAGCUGGACCUCUGGGUGCAUCCUCUGGUCCUUACGCCACCCAAUUCAUACCAGUCCUAGCCCACGGUCAACACCACUCUACUCUACUGCAUCAUCACAUGCAACAAGAUACCAGCCAGACUGGUGGAACACCGACUGCUGGACAGAGGGUACCACAGGGUCUGGGUCAACCGAAGAACAGCAGUAAACAAAAUUACGCCUACUGGACCAGUAAUUGAAGUUGGACUUGAUGCUAUACAGAGGACUACUCUGAUACACGUUAGAAAUUCAAGUGGUUUUUUGAUGUAGGCGGCACUUUUGAACGUAUGUGUAUCUCAUAAAGGUUUUUUUAGACUCCAUCUGAUGGCGGAACUCGUCGAGCUCUUUCCUUUUUCAUCAUUGCUUACUCUCUUUAUUUCGUUUUAUUUUUUGGCAUUUCCUGUAAAGUAGCAGAAAAGAUAUUGCCUAUGUAUUUUCUCUUAACUUUGCUGUUACAUCACACAGUCCUUAUCAGUAUCUUCUAUGGGAAGAAAAAUUGUUUUUAGAUUUUUUUCUGUAUUUAGUUUAUGGAGGAUUUUUCGCCCAAAGUUUUAAAUGAAAUGUUGGGCUGCGAAAAGACUACAGAAUUUUAGAUUUUUCUACAUUUGCCUUAUUUAUUUAAAAUAACAAAAAUCUUCUGGAUCUUGUAUAUGUAUUGUAAUAACUUAAAAGAAAACUUGUUCCAAGAGUAUGAUAUAGGUCUCGUGUGGCAGAUGCUUCACUGUUAGGUUUGGUGUGUUUUAUGGUCACUGGUUAUUGCUAUGUAUGUAAUAAAGCACAUAUUUCUUUUCUGUCAAUUUUUAACCCCCAUUUUUUUUUUCCACGUAUCCACAUAUAUAUAACAGAACUUAGAUAUUUUUGUGUGGCCGUUGUGCAUAGAAUCUGUAAAUUGUGUUGUUCCAAGUAUGAAACUAAAUAUAAAGAUUUGAAAAUGUGUUACACUUUUUAAAAACUUUAAAGAAACCAGCUAGAUCAUUUUGUGGUGUGCAAAUCUCUUGAUAUUUAAAAUGCCUGAUCUAUUGGUCUCUAUUUACGUCCUCUCCUGACGAGUUUUAUUUUAAAUAAAUAACUAUUAUAAAAAUGUUGUCUUGUAUAGCGGUGAAAACUCAUAUGCAGGCUACUUCUUUCAAAUUGUUGUGUUCUUAAAACCAUUCUCGUGUAUCAGUUAGUUGUAAAUGAAAUUUCUGGCAUGUAUGUUAUUAUAAAACCAAUAGUGUUUCACUGGUCGUGUACAGAAAAAAGAAAUAAAUUUUUUAUGCAUAGCAUGUUUUUCAAAAUUAAUUAAUGCUAGACAGUUUUUUUUUAAGAAAGAAAAAUUAAUCAUUCUAAUUUCUUUAAUCAUGUAAGGUUCUUCUUCCAAUAUUCUUGGAAUCUUGUAUGGAAAAAAAGCACCAGAUACUGUUUUACAAGUAUCUUAACUACACAUUUAUCUCAUGUUGUUCUGUGAUUUUUCAGUGGUUACUGUGUAUAUAUUCUGAAGAUGGUAUUUGCAAAACCCAAUUUAUAUAUAUGGGAGAAAUGCCUUUGUAUUAGUAUGAUUGUAAUUUCAGUACUUCCAUACUGAUUUGUGAUAAAUCAGUAUAGAGGAAAAACAAUUAAACUUGAUAUCUUGAAAAAUUGUCCUACCAAUUCUUACACUGGUGAGUUCUAUAAUUGAAAUAAUUCAUUUUACUUAUAUAAUUUUUUAUGGAUAACUUCAUAGCAAUUCCAUUGCUGUCAGGUUUAGUCAUUUUUAUGCUGUAAGAUGACAAAGCCUUAUUUUCACUUGAUCACUGCAUUUAAAAUUUUGUUAAGAACCAUUAAAAUAACUUGGCUAGGCCAUAACACCAACAGUGUAAAUUCACUCAUAUUAUCGUAAAUGCAUUUGCAUUCAUUCUUGUACAAAAGAAGUGCAAUAUAAAAAUAAAACUUUUCUUUUUUGUCAUGGCCAUUACAGUUAAGUGGAAAUAUGUCCCAUGUUCUGCAACCUUUUUAAUGUUGCCAAUCAUCAAUUUCUCAUAGUUUUCUCUAUUCACUUCUGCAGGAUCAGAGAGAAUCGUGGCAAUUUUUCUUAUGGCUGCUUAUGUUUCUGUGUGUAAUACUUACUGCAUCUAGGUGAUUUUAAUUUUAACUUUUAAGAUUUUAUUUGCGAUCUGUGUUGUUCUCAAAUGCAUGUAAUAAAAGCUGCGAUUUUGAGUUUCAGAA
Molecule: messenger RNA, 5837 nt
Organism: Argiope bruennichi
Lineage: Eukaryota; Metazoa; Arthropoda; Arachnida; Araneae; Araneidae
Product: protein lingerer-like
Exons: 26
Coding region: 149-3853 (1234 amino acids)
Cellular component (GO): cytoplasm; nucleus
Molecular function (GO): protein binding
Source: RefSeq, a predicted model, not a curated record